Messenger RNA from Paramuricea clavata, 969 nucleotides. The record is from the annotation of a GenBank genome assembly. NCBI's taxonomy places the organism in Eukaryota, Metazoa, Cnidaria, Anthozoa, Malacalcyonacea, Plexauridae.
AUGUCGAAUCUGUCAGAUGACGACUCGUCUGAGUAUAGACUGUAUAGUUCAGAUAGUUCGGAAGCGUCUUCUAUCAGUUCUGAACACUUAGAGGACAGCUUUUUUUCGGCAAGCGAAGAAUUUUUCCCCUACAACUACAACGACAACGUUGAGUCUGUUGAACCGAUUGCCACUGAACAAGAAGCGGCUGCUUAUGCAGUAAAACUGGCUCAGGAAGAAGAGGAGGAAGAGAUUCUUUGGAGCCGGUUUUCAGGAGAAGAUAACGUCGAAAACUGGUAAGUUUUUUAUAUUUGUUCUUGAACAUGUAGGUAGCCAUGGGGACAUACUUACAGACUGUAUGCUUGACUGCAUGGGACACAUGUGUAUUGAUAUUUUCGCUCAGUAACAAAGUUAUUGUCAUAUUUUCAGUUUUUCACUCUCUCUGCUUGUGUUGUUUAAUAGGUGUAAGUGUUCCAAUUGCUCAUUAGAGUUUGUGGCGAAAUAUGAUGAAUGUAGAUGCUGUAUGGAAAUCGAGCAAUGCAAAACAAGGAUGGAAGAGGCUGAAAUUCCUGAACAAUGUGUGACAGUGCAUCCUGGCUUUGCGGACAUUUGUUUAAAACGCUGGGUGUUAAGAGUUGCUGGUAUAGGCUUUAAAACCAAGAAAAAGAAAUCAUAUACUGUCAUGUUCGUUCAAGGUGAUACAGCAGAGCACGAGUAAGUUGAAUUAAUGGGAUUAAUAUUUUAAUAAAUCUGAACAUCAUAUAACAAAAUAUACACACACUGUCAAAUUACAAAGUAUAAACUGAGUGGUUACUAACUUUUCUCUCUAGAUUCUUGAGAGCUGUUGCUUACAGGCAAUUUGUUAGAAUGAUUUGGAAGUAUGUAGGGGCAUCUACAAGAAUUCCUUUGCCCUGUUGUGUCUAUAACAGUAUCCGAAGAACAUACCCAACUGAAGCAGAGGACUAUCAUGGCUAUGAAGAAGAUGACUAG